CUGCUCAUGACAUCACUGGCCACGUGGGAUUUGAUGUGUGGUUGCCUCGUCAUGCCCCUGGGAGUCAUUGAAGUGAUCGAGAACGGGAUCUGGGUAUUUGGUCACGGUCUAUGCUCGGCGAGAAAUUUCAUAAAUUACACCUGGGUUUGCUCGUCUCUGCUCCACGUCAACUGCUUGUCUGUGGACAGAUUUCUGGCCAUAUGUCGACCUCUGCAGUACAGGGCUCUGACGAACAGGACGGGGCAUGUCAUGGUUGCGGUUUCCUGGGUAUUACCCGUCGUUUUAAACCUGUUGCUUCUUUUUGUACGUAAUGCACACAAUGACCCACAAAGCAAAAGAUAUUAUUGCACCGGGAAGGAAUGCGUCCAGGUUAUAAGCCGGGGCUACCUCGGGAUCAGUGUGGUUUUAGGAUUCUGUGUCCUAUUCGUUAGUACGUACGUCCAAUACUUCGUUAUUUUGAAGAAGGUUAAACAAUUUAACAAUCAACGAAAAAUUCUUAUGGCCAAGACACAUCAGCGGUAUUUAUUCCAAAACGUCAAGUAUCCGGAUAAGAACACUCGACUCAAAAGAAGGGACAUCACAGGAACACCUAAGACUGCACCGAAUGCUGUUUAUCAUUGUCGCGAAUCUAGCAUUAUUUCUGUUUGUGAUCUUUCUGACAAGGAUAACACCAACGUUGUUGAUCAGAACUUUAGUAAAAACGUUCCAAGUCGAAUUAAAACAACUUUUCCGUGUGAAGAAAUUCCAGGUAGCCCCAACUCAUCAUAUUUGCAGGUUAUACAAUUUAAUAAUAGAUUCCCUGUAGGUAGCCUACGUGAUUCUAUUCCGAAGUCAACACUUAUGCCACGGAGCCGAAAUCUCAAAGCCUAUAAAACAGUGGGCAGUCUGGUCAUCUGUUUCACCGUCUGUUGGUGUCCGUCGCUGAGCUUCGCCCUCGUGUUUUUCCAAUUGAUUGACAGCCUUCCGCUAUGGCUCGUGGUGUUAGUUAUGUGGAUUGCCUACUCGAAUGCCGUCCUCAACCCGCUACUGUAC
Molecule: messenger RNA, 1032 nt
Organism: Lymnaea stagnalis (great pond snail)
Lineage: Eukaryota; Metazoa; Mollusca; Gastropoda; Lymnaeidae
Source: the annotation of a GenBank genome assembly